Molecule: messenger RNA, 1833 nt
Organism: Trichoderma gamsii
Lineage: Eukaryota; Fungi; Ascomycota; Sordariomycetes; Hypocreales; Hypocreaceae
Product: oligosaccharidyl-lipid flippase family protein
Exons: 1
Coding region: 1-1833 (610 amino acids)
Biological process (GO): dolichol-linked oligosaccharide biosynthetic process; glycolipid translocation
Cellular component (GO): endoplasmic reticulum membrane
Source: RefSeq, a predicted model, not a curated record
AUGGCGCCUCCAAAGGACGAGGGUGCUCAACCCCCCAUAGACAAGCCCAAAACCAAAAACAACACCGCCAACAGCCCUCCAGCUCAGCCUCAAACGUCUAGCCCGUCCGUCAUCAAAGGCGCCUCCCUGCUCAUCAUCCUCCAAGUCGCAUCGCGUCUCGUCACCUUCGUCGCCAACCAGCUGCUGCUUCGUUUCCUCACUGCUCCUCUUCUGGCCCUCUCUACACAGCUCGAAGUAUUCUAUCUCUCGGUUCUGUUUUUCGCCCGUGAGAGCUUGCGUGUAGCCAUUCAGCGCCAGGGCAUUGCUGGAGCAGCAAACGCCAAGGACGAUGAGACUGAAGAUGAUGCUGCUGCAGCUGCACGGCAAGAGGGACAAGCAGUGGUGAACCUGGGGUAUCUCGCCGUUGGGCUGGGCAGCAUCGUCAGCGUCGCUUUAGGAUGGAUGUAUCUCGCAUCUGCCUCUGUCGACACGCUUCAGACACCCUGGCUAGUUGAGUCCCUCUGGCUCUACGGAAUUGCUGCCAUGGUUGAGCUCAUGUCCGAGCCUUGUUUCGUCCUGAUGCAGACGCGUCUUCAGUUUGGCACUCGUGCAACUGCAGAGUCUAUCGCCACGUUCCUUCGCUGCGCUGUAGUCUUUGGAUCCGCUGUCUGGGCGUCCCGAAGUGGUCGGGAUAUCGGCGUUCUUCCCUUUGCUCUUGGCCAGCUCUCAUACGGUGUUUCCCUGCUUGUCGUAUAUUUUGUCUCAGGAUACCGCCUUGCGGCCAAGACUGGAUUCUCACUUCUGCCCAAGCAACUGGCUUCCAACCAGAAUGUCGUUUUUCUGCUAUCGUACUUCUACAAGCCGACAGUCAAUCUCGCGGGAAGCAUGAUGGCCCAAAGUGUGGUGAAGCAUCUUCUCACACAAGGCGACACCUUUCUCAUUUCGCUCUUCUCUAACCCUGAAGCCCAAGGCGUGUAUGCUUUGGCAAACAACUACGGUAGUCUUCUCGCCCGCCUUCUCUUCCAACCCGUCGAAGAGAGCAGCCGCAGCUACUUUUCUCGCCUUUUAUCUUCACCCUCUGCUGGCAAUGGCCAGUCUUCGUCGCAGCCCUCUUCGUCAGUCAAGGAGGCGAGACAGAACUUACACACAAUCUUGCGUCUGUACAUUCUUUUAUCAGCCAUCAUUGUCAGCAUUGGACCUUUUGCGGCUCCGGCGCUUCUAUCCAUCGUAGCAGGUAAACUCUGGACUGGAUCAGGGGCUGGCCAAGUUCUUAGCACCUACUGUUUCUACAUCCCCUUCAUGGGACUCAAUGGAAUCACAGAGGCUUUUGUUGCCUCGGUCGCCUCCGAGGCCCAGGUGCACCGCCAAUCAUUCUGGAUGGGCAUCUUCUCAGCCGUCUUUGCCGCUUCAGCUUUCCUCUUUAUGCGCGUCCUUUCGCUUGGUGCCAUAGGCCUCGUCUACGCCAACAGCAUCAACAUGCUCUGUCGAAUCAUCUGGAGCGGCGCUUUCAUCAACGAAUUCUUUAAAUCUCAUGGUCUAGACUUUGCACCCUCGUCGCUAUAUCCCACAACUCCAAUCGCCGUAUCGCUGUCAACGCUGGUCCUCUUACGGCAGCUGAAAUUUCACGAAGCUGGCCAAGAGCGGCCACUUGAGACCCUGAUCAAGAUUAUUGGCUUUGCCAUUCCAUUACUGCUUUUAAUGUAUGUCAACACAUCUCUACAUGCUAUGCCUCUAUCUGCUUUUAAUAUACACAAUCGUCUAACAUUUUGGUGCUGUAGUGUAUCUCUAGAGCGAAAGUUUCUCUUCGAAUGCUUUCAGUCCAUCCGAGGUCGCAGAGCAAGUAAGCGCGAGUAG